AUGAAAGGAGUGGGACAAAGGUUUGCUCAAGGAAUUGUUGAAUUUCGAGAUGUGUUGUCAAAGUAUUCUAUUCAUUCUGGUUUUGAUUUUGAUUUUGUUAAGAAUGAUAAGGAUUGUGUCACUGUUCAUUGUAAGAGAAGGGCAGAUUUUGGAUGUUUAUGGGGCAUGCACGCUAGAGUGGAAAAUCAUAGUAAAUAUUUUGUUAUUAAACAAUUUGAUGAUGUUCAUACUUAUGGAUCUUCUUUUCGUACAAUUAAACAUGCUAGGAUGACUUUAAGUAUAAUUGGUGCGCUAAUUUCAAGUGAUAUUCGUAAUAAGGCUUUGACAUCGGUUAGUGAGGUGGUUUGUGAUUUCAAGGACUAUUAUGGAACAGAAGUUUCUUAUCGGCGAGCUUGGAUGAGUGUUGAAAAAGGAAGGGGUCUUGUUUUUGGUGACUAUUUAUCAUCAUUUGACGAUCUUCAUUGGUAUGUUGAUGCCGUUAAUGAUUGUAAUUUGGGGAGUGUGUUUGAUAUGGAAUUUGAUGUUCAUAGUAAAGAAAGACAUUUCAAAUGCUUGUUUUUCGCUUUUGAGGCAUGUAUUCAUGGUUUCAAGUAUUGUCGGCCUGUGUUGAUGCUUGAUGGAACUUUCUUGAAAAGAAGACACAAAGGUUGUUUAUUGGCUGCUACGACAAAAGAUGGUAACCAAGGUUUAUAUCCGUUAUGUUUUGUCAUUGUUGAUAGUGAAAGUUAUGAUAGUUGGCAUUGGUUCUUGUCAAAGUUAUUUGUUAUUUUGACUCCGGGAAGGGAUAUUGCGUUUGUUAUUAAUCAGCAUGGAGGUUUGCUGAAAGCUUUAGCUGAGGUCUUUCCGUUUUCUUCUCAUUCUUUUUGUCUAAUGCAUUUGAAGACAAACUUGAAGACUUAUUUGUCAGUGAAAAGUCGUGAAUCUAAAGAGUAUUUGCUUACUCUUUUUAGUAGAUGUGCAUAUGCUCCUACUAUUGAGUUGUUUAAUGAGCUAUUUAAAGAAUUUAAGGGUCGUUGUGGUCGUAGUGUUGAGAAGUUUCUUGAGGAUUUGCCUAAUGAGUGUUGGUGUAACGCUUAUUUUCAAGGCAAGAGGUAUGGUGAAAUGUGCACAAAUGUUGCGGCAUCUUUUAAUUCAUGGGUUAGGGAUGAACGCUAUUUGCUUUCAACUAGUCUGGUUGAUGCUAUACGGGUGAAACUAAUUGAGCAAUUUUCAAGAAGGAGAGAAGUUGGGAAUAAGUGGAAUCAUAUUGUUUGUCCUUUUGCAGAGAAGAAGUUGGAAGAAGCUCUUAAUGAUACAAAAGCAUGGAUAGUUAAGAAAUGUAGCGAUGACAUUUAUGAAAUCCAAUUGGAUCAUUCAGUUAUGGUUGAUAUUGGGAAACGUUCUUGUUCUUGUCGAUUGUGGGAAAUUGAUUCUUUUCCUUGCAAACAUGGUUUUUGUGCUAUAAAGAGGAGUGAGAAAGAUCUGAAUUGUUUUCUUGAUAAUUACUAUCGUGUUAGUAGUUAUUGUGAUUCUUAUUCCCAUUCUAUCUAUCCAGUUCCUAGUAUGUGGAAGCCAAAUGUAAUUGUUGAUGAUGACAUUGUUUUACCUCCUCUUUGUAAGAGACCAGCUGGACGUCCAAGAACAGAGAGAAUACCUUCUAAGGGCGAAAUCAAGAGAAUUAGGUGCAGUAGGUGUGGAAAGAUGGGAACUCAUAAUCGGAAGACAUGUAAAGAAGCUUUGCUUUAG
Messenger RNA from Camellia sinensis, 1725 nucleotides. The record is from RefSeq and is a predicted model, not a curated record. Lineage: Eukaryota; Viridiplantae; Streptophyta; Magnoliopsida; Ericales; Theaceae.